This is a messenger RNA of Ordospora pajunii, 753 nucleotides long. RefSeq names its product putative ARF GTPase activating protein. Gene Ontology annotation, molecular function: GTPase activator activity. The record is from RefSeq and is a predicted model, not a curated record. Bases 1 to 753 code for a protein of 250 amino acids. The transcript has a single exon. NCBI's taxonomy places the organism in Eukaryota, Fungi, Microsporidia, Ordosporidae.
AUGGGUAACAAUUAUAACAAGGAAGUGAAGGAGCUUUGCUUGCAGGAAGGAAAUAAUAGAUGUGUUGAUUGCUCGGCGCCUAGUCCACCUUGGGCGUCUGUGACGCACGGGGUGUUUAUAUGUUUUGAUUGUGCAAGCAUCCAUCGAUCGCUUGGUGUGGAGAUGAGCUUUGUGAAGAGUGUGAAUCUGGACGGAUGGGACAGGAGGGAGUAUCUGUGUAUGAAGAAUGGAACGAAUGAGAAGUUUAAGAAGUAUGUUGAGAGGCAUAAGCUUGUAGGAAAGGAUGUGAGAGAGGUAUAUGGCAGCAAUGCAGUUAGGAAGUAUGCUAGUGAGAUCAAGGAAUCUGUUGCACAGGAGAUGGGGCAUUCGAUGAUGCAUAAGCCUGAUGGUGGAAAGACUAGGAGCGAUGAAGGAAAGAAGGAAGUAAUGGCGUCUAGAAAGGCAUCAGAUCCGAUCUACAAGGUUAGGGCUGGAGAAGAUGGGCCUGGAGAUAACAGUAGCACAGGCUCGCUUCAGGAGUCAAUUACAUCGUCAUUGAGUACGAUGGGAAAUGUGAUUUUUUCAGGAGCAAGGACGAUAAAAAACAAAACAGUGGAGCAUGGAAGCCUCGUAAUGAUGUCUAUGAAGAACAUAAUCAAGGACAACUCGUCAUCGCUUGCAUCAAUGUUCAAGACAACAGAAUCGACACAGAAGAUCUUGCCCAAGGAGCCUAAGAAGCAGAAUACAUAUGAGCAACUAAGCAAAUGGGAUUGA